Condylostylus longicornis is the source of this 621-nucleotide messenger RNA. RefSeq lists its product as uncharacterized. NCBI's taxonomy places the organism in Eukaryota, Metazoa, Arthropoda, Insecta, Diptera, Dolichopodidae. The transcript has 6 exons. The record is from RefSeq and is a predicted model, not a curated record. The coding region runs from base 1 to 621 and encodes 206 amino acids.
AUGCAAUUUUUUCAAAGUAUAUUAAUAUUUGCGACAGGGUUUUUGAUAUUAAGUGAAAUUCGAGCCUCUAAGAAAACGAAUUUCUUUGUACCAACUCGAUUAGAUUGCCAUCUAAGUUCAAAUUUGUUUUCUAAUUAUACAUGUUUACUUAAAGCAAUUUCAAGAACUAAGAAAAUUGUAGGUUUACGAGGUGUACUAGCAAAGCCUGUUAAUAAAUUAUUUGUGAAUUAUCAAUUAUAUAAACGCUAUAAUGGUUGGCAACCAUUUUUGAUGAAUUACACAUUUGAAUUUUGCAAUUUUUUAAAAGAUGGAAAAGGUUUAGCUUCUCAUUUUUAUAAUUACUUAUACAAACCAGCUCUGCCAUUACUUAGUAAAUAUACAAAUAUAAAUCACCCGUGUCCUUAUAAUGGGACAAUUGAAUUGUAUGAAGUAGAUCUUAAUUUAGCUUUUAAAGAAAAUGUUGAAAAUUUACUUGUUCCAAGUGGUUAUUAUAAGGCUAAAAUUGAAUUUCAAAAUUCAAGGAAUCUACCAAUAUCAACUAUAAUUUUUCAAUUGCUUGGUGAUUCAGGAAGUUGCUAUGAUAAUAAGGAUGAUGAUGAUGGUCAUGUUAUUCGAGAAUGA